AAAAUUACAAGUUCGCACGUGUUGAUGUACAACCCCUAAUUGUUGUUACAUAACCCUAUCUCUCAUUCUCCAUCUUCCCCUUCUCCCAAUCGCUCAUUUCCUCAUUCCCCAUAUGUUUUUUAUAUUAUAUGUAACUAGUUUUCUUUCCUCAAUUCCUCACUGAUUCUCUCUCUUACAUCGCCCUUUUCCUCCGCCUCUGACCGUCCACCGUUGCUCCGCCCAAAACCUAAACUCAUCUCACGAUUAAGGAAUAUCUACUGUGAUGGCUAGAGGAGCAAUCCAUCAAUUACUAAGGAGGAAACUUCAUUCUCAGUCCACUAUUCCCCCAUCUUUGUCUUCCUUUAAUUCAAAGAGAGACGAUACUGGUUCUGCUGGGAUUAAGUCUCUAAGAGCCCUUGCACUUCUAGGAGCUGGAGUCUCUGGAUUAUUAAGUUUUGCAACUGUUGCAUCUGCUGAUGAGGCUGAACAUGGAUUAGAAUGUCCAAGCUAUCCCUGGCCCCACAAGGGAAUUCUAAGUUCAUAUGAUCAUGGAUCGAUUCGUCGUGGUCAUCAGGUUUACCAACAAGUUUGUGCAUCAUGCCACUCCAUGUCUUUAAUAUCAUACCGUGAUUUGGUGGGUGUUGCAUACACAGAAGAGGAAACAAAGGCUAUGGCAGCUGAGAUUGAGGUGGUUGAUGGGCCCAAUGAUGAGGGUGAGAUGUUCACGCGCCCGGGAAAACUGAGUGAUCGGUUUCCCCAGCCAUAUUCAAAUGAGCAAGCAGCUAGAUUUGCAAAUGGAGGGGCAUAUCCUCCAGAUCUAAGUCUCAUUACCAAAGCUCGCCACAAUGGUCAGAAUUAUGUGUUUGCUCUUUUAACCGGAUACCGUGAUCCUCCUGCUGGUGUUUCGAUCCGUGAUGGUUUGCACUACAACCCUUACUUCCCUGGUGGAGCAAUUGCUAUGCCUAAGAUGCUUAAUGAUGGUGCUGUAGAGUACGAAGACGGUACUCCUGCUACAGAGGCCCAGAUGGGUAAAGAUGUCACAACAUUCUUGUCCUGGGCUGCAGAACCAGAAAUGGAAGAAAGGAAACUGAUGGGAUUCAAAUGGAUAUUUGUGCUCUCACUGGCUCUACUCCAAGCUGCAUACUACCGGCGGUUGAAGUGGAGUACUCUCAAGUCUCGCAAGCUGGUUCUUGAUGUCAUCAACUAGAUUCCUUUUUAAUUUCAUUUAGAAUUAUGCUUGUGGUUGGAGGGUCUCUAAGUUGGAAAUAUUUUUUUUUAAUGAUCUUGGUUUUCUUCCCAUGCAUGCUCCUAUUGAGUUGACAACAUCAGUUAUUGGUAAUGUAGUGACCUGAGGAAUGUCACUUGCAGAGACACUGAAAAUAAGCUGCUCCAUACAUCUGAUAAAAUAUUUUUGCCUUUUUGACAUAAAAAGCUUUGUUAAAUUCUUCUUUAUGGACUUGUGGAGGGAUGUUGCUUUUUCAAUAUUCAUUUAAUGCUUUGGAUCAUAUAUUUGCAAAUUAAUGGUCAAAUAUUAUAAUAAAAAUGGCAACUUUUUUUA
This is a messenger RNA of Cannabis sativa, 1537 nucleotides long. Its product is annotated as cytochrome c1-2, heme protein, mitochondrial. Gene Ontology annotation, biological process: mitochondrial electron transport, ubiquinol to cytochrome c. NCBI's taxonomy places the organism in Eukaryota, Viridiplantae, Streptophyta, Magnoliopsida, Rosales, Cannabaceae. Bases 263 to 1186 code for a protein of 307 amino acids. The record is from RefSeq and is a predicted model, not a curated record. The transcript is spliced from 8 exons. Gene Ontology annotation, molecular function: heme binding; electron transfer activity.